This is a messenger RNA of Aspergillus ibericus CBS 121593, 2542 nucleotides long. RefSeq lists its product as uncharacterized. The record is from RefSeq and is a predicted model, not a curated record. The transcript has 2 exons. Bases 469 to 2163 code for a protein of 564 amino acids. Gene Ontology annotation, molecular function: lipid binding. Gene Ontology annotation, biological process: mitochondrion organization; phospholipid transport. Gene Ontology annotation, cellular component: ERMES complex. NCBI's taxonomy places the organism in Eukaryota, Fungi, Ascomycota, Eurotiomycetes, Eurotiales, Aspergillaceae.
CAUCAGGCAUGCAUUUCCAGCACCCUCGAGGUCGAUAGCGUAGGAUUCGAGACCCGAGUAAAUCCAUAGAUCAUUUGGACCGAUCUCUCCUUUACAGAAGAAACAUCCGAUCAAAAUGACAGGAAAAGAACCAACCCAACGUUGCCGGGGGCUGUCGCGUAGAUCACGCGAGCGCAACACCACUAACCCGUAACCACUAACUGGCCGGGCCCUCGGGAUUCCUCGCCUUCUUUUUUCUUUCCAUCCGCCGCCCUUUUCAUCUUUUCCCUUCAUUCCGGCUUAUCGGCGCAUCAACCCUUCCUCGGCCACCCCUCUCUUCUACACCUCCACCACCUCCUCACAGCCGUUUCCCUUCGACCUAUUUCCCUUAUUUUCCGCCGCCGCCGUCGUCGUUAUCGACUUUCCUCCAUUUUCCUCCAUGUCGCCGCCUCCGUUGAGAUAAACCACCCAUCAUCUGAAUGACCUGCGAUGGCGUUCAACUUCAACUGGUCGCCGUUAAUGGCGGACGCGAGUUUUUACACUCGCGCCCAGGAGCUGUUAACCGCCGCUCUCAAUAAAUCGCCAAAACCGCCCAUCAUUGUGGACGACAUCAUUGUCACCGAACUCAAUCUCGGCUCCAUCCCGCCCGAGCUGGAGAUCUUGGAAAUCGGAGACCUGGCCGAGGAUCGCUUUCGAGGCAUCUUUAAGAUGUCCUAUACUGGCGACGCCUUUUUGACCCUGAAGACCCGGGUCCAAGCCAAUCCGCUCAAUACCUAUCUCCUCACCAGACCGUCUUUUGCAACUCCCUUGCCUGUCGCUGCAGCAACCCCUCUCACUAUCCCCCUUCAAAUCACGUUAUCCGAUUUUAAGCUGUCUGGCUUCGUUAUAUUGGUGUUUUCGAAGCAAAAAGGCAUUACGGUCGUCUUCCGAAAUGAUCCCCUUGAGUCACUCAAGGUCUCGUCAACGUUCGACUCCAUCCCAUUCGUGCGCGACUUCCUGCAAAGAGAAAUAGAAGGCCAACUUCGGGUUUUGUUCAUGGACGAACUGCCCGCCAUCAUCCAUCGUCUAUCUCUUCGCCUGUGGGUCCCAGAAUACCGGGCCGGAGAGGAAAUGGCGAACCAGGCCACCGACGCCGCAGGUGAAGGCCCUGGUCAGGAUCCCUUGGCCAGUCCGCCUCAGGACCCUGUGGAUGCUUUGGGGAACGCUUUGGACGAAUCGGAGAUCGCAUCGCUUUCAUUGGAUUCCUCAGUCGAAACACACUCUCUGUUUUCUCAAAAGAAUCUUCUACGCCUGGCCGCCCUCACGGAUUCUCAGCGAACGCUAUCACUUUUUACCCCGUCUAUCCAGGAGGUGGUUUAUCGCGCGUGGACUUCGCCUUCGGAUGCAGGCGAUGUUGCUGGAAGUGUAACGUCUCCCUUGAGCCCCGCCCUUUCUCGGACCCACUCCCAGGUUGGCGGUAUGUCUUCCUUCCAUGAUACAGCCAGUAUGGUGUCUACGCAUAGCCGGUCGUCAGCAAACACGCACACUUUCAGCAGCUAUGGGUUGAACUUAGGAGCCGGCCGUCACUCGAAGUCCAAUGCGAGGAGGCGGAAGAAGCGUGUGGUGGAUCUGCGUCGUCCCAAGACAACUGAAGACGCCGCAAGUGUGAGCGGCGAAAGCACUUUCACAGACACCACCAGUGCGCCAUCCGUCUGCUCGGCUCCUCUGCCAGUGGUCAGCGAACAGACCGAUGACCCAGUUACGCCUCCGUUGUCCCCGGAUAGUGGACUUCACCUUCCACCAAUCCCCGAACGACACCGCAUGAGCAUUUCCAGACCUAUGCCGCCGCGCCGUGACAUUGCGACUGAAAUGUUGCGUGAGUCCGGGGAGUCGUCUGCACAGCCGGUUCGUCAUCCGGCAGCUGACAUCGAUGCUACUCCUCGGGUUGCUGUACACCCCUACAUUGCUGCUCAGCGGGAGAAAGAGAAGCGAGAAACUGAGGCUUCGCGCCAGCUCCCUUCAAAGGCGCUGCCAUUUACCGACACGAAGCCGACAUCUAGCAUCGUUGACCAAGCGCUGGUUGAGAGGCUGGCAGGAGAAAUUGCACGUCGCAUGCGGGACGAGAAAUUGACUUCAGGUAAUUCCUGCAGCUCGUUUUGGGACCGGCUCAGCCAUGAUGAUGCCCCUCCAGCGUACGGUCAGUGACUGCGAUGGCGCCGGGGGCGUCUUUGUACUCUUUUAUCUUCACCCAUUCUUUUCUCAGAGGCUAUGCAGCUGUUUUCAGUGCAAUCCUCCCAGCUCCAGCCAGCCUGGAGCAGUUGAUGACCGAUACGACAUUGCAUUUUUAAUUCUGGCUGUCUUUUUACUGUGCUUUUAUUUGUUUUCCAAGCGGGCUUUAGAACUUUGUAUAUUGAUUGGACUGUACCCUAAAAGAAUCCGGCGUGUUUUGUGUGCUUUUACUUUUACUGUGCGAGCGACCUGCUUCUGAGGGAUACCACUUCGCUCACUGACUAUCAUUCAUUGUGUUCCUACCCUACUCUCCUUUGUUCUCUCUUUCUCUGUUAGUUGUCUGUUUGGCCUGGGA